AUAGCUCUGACAAUAUGGCAUCCUUUGCAAAGGCGGCUUUCACUUUGGCGACAGUGCUGGCGGUUGGCUGGGCGCUCAGCGCUCAUGCGCAGGAAUACAACGAGUACGAUCCCUCAGCUGUCACGCCUGGCAGCAUCCCCAACUUCCCAUUCCGCGACUGCAACACCACAAACGGCGCGUACCGGCUGGCACCGGUGUGGCGACCUUCGGGCAGCAACACGUACUGCUUCAAGAUCCAGGUCAGCCAGGAUGCCCUGUCUUGCACUGGCGCCUGCUGCAGCGCCGACUUGCACAAAAUUGAGUUCAACGUGUCCAGCAGCUGCCUGGUGGCCGGGGCUUCAGUCGUCGCCACCGUGAACGGAGUGCGGACCCGGGUUGGUGCGACCCUGGACAAGGCCCCGGCUGGGCCUGUUGGCUCCGCCGUUCUGCGGCUCACCCAGCUGGGGCUGGACACCACGACCGCCCAGGAUGCGGAGGUGUGCCUCACCCUCAAGACCAACCGUGGAGGCCAGGGCUGCACCACCCUGGAGCAACUGUGCUCGUCGCCAGGCUUCCCCGCAGGGACAUGCACAGCAGCUAUGUUCGAUGUCGCGUGUGAUUGCUGCCCGGUUUCUCAAGCCGGUCAGGCCCUCCCGCCGCCGCCACCAGUUAUUCCGCCGGUCUUACGCCCUUGUGACGUCUGCAUCGCCGCGACCAUUGUGCCCCCGGCCAAUGAUGUGCGACCAUACCGCUACGACAGCGCCACCUGCGCCGCCAUUCA
Volvox carteri f. nagariensis is the source of this 760-nucleotide messenger RNA. It is a transcript of the gene phV7, whose product is annotated as extracellular matrix glycoprotein pherophorin-V7. The annotation marks the transcript as partial. The transcript is spliced from 3 exons. NCBI's taxonomy places the organism in Eukaryota, Viridiplantae, Chlorophyta, Chlorophyceae, Chlamydomonadales, Volvocaceae. The record is from RefSeq and is a predicted model, not a curated record.